AUGGACCGAAGCGACUACGAGUACAGCACUCUCGAAGUUGACGAUACGCAGUGUCUGACUCAAAUAAAGUCCAACACCCGGCAUGACGUACCGGAAACACAGCCUGGAAACAGCCUUCCUGAGGCCUUCCCAAGUGAUGCGCCGGAGGUGAUUGACGGCAGAGAAGGCGCCAGGCCACGGAGGAGCAUGCUAUGCGGGUUACGUAGGAAGACUUUCUGGGUCGCAUUGGCCACAGGAGUGACGCUCAUCGCAAUAUCCAUAGCAGUCGGCAUCGGCGUCGGUGUGACAUCCCAGAAGAACAGCAACAGCAGCAGCACCGCGCCACCGUCACCGUCACCAUCACCAUCUGGAAAUGUUGCAUCUUUCUCGCGUCUUGCAGCGGCAAACUAUACUGAUAGACAAAAAGCCGAGCAUACCCUGGUAUAUUAUCAGGACGACGCCCUGAACCUCUGGAUGGCGGAUCUGGAUCUCACGAAAAACGCAUGGACCCAAUCCCAAGUCAACACCACCGGAUACAAACCCAAAAAUGGGACUCCGAUUGCAGCGAUUAACAUCAAGAUCCAAGCGCGCGUCGAUCUCCACAUCCGCUUCGUGUCCGAAACGAACUACAUACGCGCCCUCUUCUUAGAUCGGCUCAACAACCGAGACUGGCGGAUAGCCCACAAGCCGGACAGUGUCUGGUCGGUUACGGACGAGUCGAACCUCGGGGAUUACUACGCACAAUGCGACGGUUGCGACAGCACCGGCUUCAUGAUCUUCCAGUCGGACCACACGCACAAAACCGCCUUUGCCUACCCGUACAAUGACUUCUCGUUCAACAACUCUAUACCCGAUGGCAUUGUCCCGGACCUUGGCACGGCAUACGCUCUUGCCCCCAUACAAGCGAUCGAGGAGCUCGGCGAUACCCAUGGGUACGCCGGGAUAUACCUCAGCGUGGAUCAAGCACUCCGAGAAUUCUACUUUGCGACCGGCCAUGGAGUGAAGGUCACGAACGUCAAUCUGACGAUGACCGUGGACGCCGGAGCGCAGAUCGCAGCCAUGUCGUACGCGCAAAACGGCCUGAGAUACGUGCAAGUGCUCGUGACGCGCGAGACCGGAGGCGUGCAGAUGGCGUACCUGGAUGGCGGACCUGCUCAGGACUGGACUUGGACGGAUGUGGUUGGCGGUAUGGAGGAGGUGGUCCCGCUGUCGCCCAUCUCAGCGACGCCGGUCGGACGGGUCUACGCGCUUGAAGAGGGAGAAAAUGGCCGCCGCCGGAUUGUCGAGUUCAACCGGACGUCGUCCACUGGGAUUCCAAAGUUCGAGCGCUUGGGACCCAUCAAUAUCACAGCAGUGUCGACAUGA
Molecule: messenger RNA, 1344 nt
Organism: Diplodia corticola
Lineage: Eukaryota; Fungi; Ascomycota; Dothideomycetes; Botryosphaeriales; Botryosphaeriaceae
Product: fungal fucose-specific lectin protein
Exons: 3
Coding region: 1-1344 (447 amino acids)
Source: RefSeq, a predicted model, not a curated record